Molecule: messenger RNA, 1515 nt
Organism: Chionomys nivalis (European snow vole)
Lineage: Eukaryota; Metazoa; Chordata; Mammalia; Rodentia; Cricetidae
Product: E3 ubiquitin-protein ligase TRIM31-like
Exons: 8
Coding region: 1-1515 (504 amino acids)
Molecular function (GO): protein binding; zinc ion binding
Source: RefSeq, a predicted model, not a curated record
AUGGCAAGCCUAAAGCGGGCCAGCAAGCUACUGGAGGAUGUGAUCUGUCCCAUUUGCAUAGAAAUUCUACGGAAUCCUGUCACCAUUGACUGUGGGCACAACUUCUGCCUGCAAUGCAUCAAUCAGGUUGGGAAAACUACAGAAAACCUCCAAUGUCCGCUCUGCAAACUCCCUGUGAAUAAGAAUAUGUUGAGGCCCAAUAAGCUGUUGGCUAGUAUUGCAGAGAAAAUCCAGGCUAUGGAUCCUGCUGAGUUCCAACCAGAAGAAGAGCCAAGAUGUUGGAAGCACAAGGAAAAGUUUCAUUAUUUCUGUGAGAAGGAUAACGAGUUCCUCUGCUUGGUGUGUCGUGACUCCAAGGACCACAAAACCCAUGAAGUUACCGUGAUAGAUGAGGCUGCCCAAAACUACAAGGUGCAGAUUGAGACACAGCUCCAGGAUUUGGGGCAAAAGAACAAGGAGAUCAUUAAAGAGAAAAAGGAAGGUGAAGGAGCAAUCCAGGUGUUCAGGGCCCAGGUACAUCUAGAGAGACUAAAGAUCCUUGAGGAAUUUAAACAUGUGCGCCAGAGACUGGAAGAGGAAGAGAGAUUCCUCCUGUCCAGGCUGAGCUGGCUGGAGCAGGAGGGAGUCAAGCAGCUAGAAGAGUAUGUCACUGACACAGACGAACAGCUGACCACCCUCAGAGACCUCACAAGGUCCCUGAAAAAUAGGCUACAAGCGCCAUCCAUGGAGCUACUGGAGGGCGUCAAAGACAUCUUGGGCAGGGGUAAAGAAUUUCAGUUUCACAACCCAACCCCAGUUCCUAUGAAUCUGGAGAAAAAAAUCAGUGACGCAAAAGCAAGACAUGAGUCCAUCAUAGAAAGCCUGAAGAAAUUAACAGACAACCUGAACACUGAAGGGAAGAAAGAUAAAAGCACAUUCCUGAACAGCCUGGAUAAAAAGGACAAGGAGAACUGGCACCUGUUACAGGAGAAUAACUCAGAGUUGCUCAGCUCAGUACCUAUGACCCUGGACUCCACUUCAGCUGACCCAAACCUCACCUUUUCUCAGGAUCUAAAGAAAGCAAGCUUAUAUGUCGUCGAUGGCACAUUGAAUACACAGGCAAAACCUCGACAAUUCUAUCCUUUCUACUGUGUGAGGGGCUCCCCAGGCCUUUCCUCAGGCCGUGUGUUGUGGGAGGUGGAAAUCCAGGGACCCCCAGGUAGGGUUGGCAUAGUGGGCGUGGUCGCCGAGUUGCCUCGGGGGUCCCAGAUUCAGAACUCUGAGUCAUGCUGCUUGUGGGCAUUGCGGAUCUCGUCCUCUGGAUGUCAGGCAAUCACCAACUGCAGUAUCCAGGAGAAUCUCUCAAUCUGUCUUAGGAAAGUGGGCGUCUAUGUGGAUUAUGACCGUGGAGAUAUAGUCUUCUAUGAUGCCAUCACUAACAAACACAUCUACACCUUCCAAACUUUCUUUGACAGACAGGUCUUCCCCCUUUUUGGGCUCCUAAAUGCCCGCAGCUCUAUCACCCUGAGCCUCUAG